UUAUUUGUAUAUAGAUCUAUAGAUCUACUUCAUAUUUGGGUAUAUAAGCGGACGUAACUAGGUAUUGGGAAACGCUAAAAUGCUGCGUACAGGCGUGCUGCUCUGUCUUAUUGGAUUCGCUGUGAGCAGCCCUCCAGUCUCGAAGACCAGGGAUCAGAUCCAAGCAUUCAAGGAGGCUUUGGAAAAGAGCAGGACUGACGAUGGAGUUCGGCUAGAUUCCCGCAUCCUGGCCAACCCGGAAGCCAAUAUCUGGGAGAACAGCGGCAAGUUUCAGGGUGACAUAGUCCUGGAUGACGAGCAGAUCGAGGCUCUGGUGGCGAGCUACGCUGGCGCCAACAGCAGGGCGGCCUACGUCGUGCCCGGAAGGAGGUGGCCUGGAAAUGUUAUGGUUUACGAAUUCGGGCACAAUGAAUUCAAUGCUGCCCAACAACAAGCUAUCUUGAGAGCGAUGGGAUGGGUCGAGCACUUCUCCUGCGUCAGGUUCCGUCUACGACGACCAAAUGAACAGAACUACGUUUUGAUUACUGGAAAGCCUGAUGGAUGCUACGCUCGCGUCGGCUAUCACGCCACCGGCCACAUUCACGUCCUCAACCUGGCCCGCGCGACCCCCGGGCAUGGCUGUCUGAACAACAUCGUCAUCAUCCACGAGCUGCUGCACAACCUCGGAUUCUUCCACAUGCAGUCCGCCUACGAGAGGUACAACUAUGUACGCAUCAACUGGAACAACAUUGUUCCUGGCAUGGCCCAUAACUUCCACCGUCUCCAGCGCAAUGAAGUCAACCUUUUGGGUCUUCCUUACGAGUAUCACAGCUCCAUGCACUACAGCACUCACGCAUUCAGCACUAACGGACAACCUACCAUCGUCGCUACUAGGAGUUUUCCGGGAGUCAUGGGCCAUAUGGUGUACGUGACCCACUGGGACUGGGUGAGGCUUCGCAGACACUACAACUGCCCUGGCGCGUGGGAUGAGAGGCAGAUCCAGGAGGUAAAGGAAGAGGUGGACCGCACCCUGCCCCUGAUGAUGGCUGAGGCGUCGCAAACAGAAGACGUUGACCAAGAUAUUGAGAAAAAUGAUAGCGAAAUAAAUGUUGUUAACCAAGAUGAAAUAGUUAAGCAACAAAAAAUUUAAAUACAUUUUUGAUAAAGAGCUGUUAAUAAAAUUUUUGGAUUUCAGCGUUUUAAAAAACCAGUUUGAAAGAAUCUACUUACUUACUCAGCGAUUCGAGUGAUAACUUUUUUACCA
Messenger RNA from Maniola jurtina (meadow brown), 1243 nucleotides. RefSeq names its product seminal metalloprotease 1-like. The record is from RefSeq and is a predicted model, not a curated record. Lineage: Eukaryota; Metazoa; Arthropoda; Insecta; Lepidoptera; Nymphalidae. Gene Ontology annotation, biological process: proteolysis. The coding region runs from base 80 to 1129 and encodes 349 amino acids. Gene Ontology annotation, molecular function: metalloendopeptidase activity; zinc ion binding. The transcript is spliced from 6 exons.